UCCUCACUACGGUUAGACAACAGCUCUCCAGCAAAAUCCAUCAAAUCAUGAAGUGCAUCGCAACUGUAGUCAUGAUGGCUCUGGCCGUCGCCGUAGAAUCGGCCGUUACUCCGGUGGUCUAUUCCGGUGCUGCAACCUACAUCCAGCAGAACGUUGCGCCAAAAUACGUUUCCGGUGCGGUUACUUAUUCCGCCCCGGCCGUCACCGCUUAUUCCGUGCCCACGACGACCUACGUUGAACAGAAGUAUGCUGCCGCCCCAGCUGUUUCAUACUCUACCUACUCGGCACCGCAUACUACCAUCGUACAGGAGCAGGUUUCGCCCAAAUUCGUCGCCCCCGUUGUUUCCGCUUACUCGGCACCAGUUGUGACCUCGUACUCUGUCCCAGAGAAGACCGUCGUCCAGCAGAACGUUGCUCCGAAGUACGUCGCCCAGGCAGUGACCUACUCGGCCCCAGCUCCAGUGUCCUACGUUGCUCCCGCUGUUUCCUAUAGUGCACCGGCCACCGUUGCCUACUCGGCCCCGGUUGCCCGUUUUGCUGCACCAUUGGCUUAUUCUGCUCCAGCCGUCUACGCUUCGGAUUCGGAUGUCGUUGAAGCUUCUCCCGUCGCCGUUGCCCCGGUUGAAACCGUAGUCUCGCAACCAGCUGUGGCCGUUGUGGCCCAGAAGGAGGCUCGUUAUGUUGCCGCCAACCUUGGAGCCGUCCAUGAAGCUCCUCUGGCAGGACACACCGUCAACCAGAAGUCCCUGAACGUCGAGCCAGCACCUGGAACCCAGUAAAACAUUCAGGCAAACGAUUGCGAAGGCUUCACCAUUGUUCUUUCACAAUCCAAAACGACAGAUUGAAUCGCGAGUACAAAAAUUACGUGAACGAUUAGACAUGGCAUCACUUUGGAAUCAGAAACCGAUCUGAUCAAAUAGGAAUGAUCGCUCGAUAAAUACAAACAGC
This is a messenger RNA of Anopheles darlingi, 948 nucleotides long. Its product is annotated as cuticle protein 16.5-like. The transcript is spliced from 2 exons. The record is from RefSeq and is a predicted model, not a curated record. NCBI's taxonomy places the organism in Eukaryota, Metazoa, Arthropoda, Insecta, Diptera, Culicidae. Bases 48 to 779 code for a protein of 243 amino acids.